CCCAGCCAGCUCUGUUCCGUCGUCUACUCUACCCUCGAGUGUUCAAGAGAGUUAUAGUAAUACCAUUGGCGCUAGUGGUAAUAGUUUGGUUUCGGCACAGCAAACGAAAGAAGAAAGGAAACGCUUACACACACGCAUACGCUCCUACACACACGUGAGAUCGGACACACCAACAACAACAGCAACAGAACCAGCUAUAGUCCUGUAUAUAGCUACGACAGCUUGCUGACACUGCUGCAUAUAGACCACAACGUAAACGCACAGCCAACUCGCUUGUAUUGUUGGUCCGAUGUCGGCGACUGGAGCGUGUCGAAAGUAGAGACGCAGCGGAGUAGAGUCGCCGCCUGCCACAGUCGUGGCGUCAAAAGCACCAACAUCAGAAGAAGGAGCAGCAACAGUUAUAGCCGCAUGAAGCACAGCCAUAGUGAGCUCAACAGAAGCUAGGAGGCCGCAGUUUACCCGGCACAACAGCAACGACCUCUCCAAAGAGACAUAUCGCUAUCGACAAGAACGAAGAAAGGAGCAUUUAAUGGUGGAAGACGAUCUACCGCUCCGCUAUGAGCCGUCCAUGUGCCCAUAGAGUUCUGCUCAUGAGUUCCGCUGUUGCUCGGAUAAUGCUGAUGAAAAAUAAUCCAUAUUACAGCUAGAAAGGACAACAGAAAAAACGUUAGGAGGCUUCACCUUAUAGUCUACGUAGUGCCACGCUAUUGUGACGGAAGGGAAUUUCUUCUUAAAGCGGAAGGCAUAAUACCUCUAAAAGUGAGCGAAAAUUCAGCGAGUUUUACCCUACGGAUUAUUGUAAUCACAAGACGCAGGCCAUUUCUUUUUAACCUACUAGGCGAGGAUUGGACCGAUUGUCGAAGUCCAGUCGUGAACUGUAUACAAUCUCAUUGCGCUAGAAAGGAUUUUCGAUAGUUUUAUGUCCUUAGCUGUGUGUUGGUUAACCGUGUAGGUGAGAUGUAACGCGACGUUUACGUGUUGUUCUGAUAACUGUUUUAGCACAGCAGUCGCUGCCAGGUGAUGACACAGGUGGCCCGUGGGUAGGUUUUACAGCGACCCAACCAAACGACCCAGUCGUAUGUGCAUUUGGAAAAGCAUCGACCCGAUUAACUGAGAGGGUAACACUGGGGACGAAGCACAGAAGCCCAGUCUACUUCACUCGUUUUCGUCGAAGAAGAGAGAGUUCAUCUACUCAUUUUUCAGUCGUGCUUUGCUGUUUGAUUUAAGGAUACAAGAAGUAGAGUGAUUACAUUGAAAUGAAUACAUAGACAGCAGCGAACAUUCACGUAUCUAUGAAGUUGUACGAGAAACUUAAAAUUUAGCACACAAAUGCUUGGAUAACGUCAUUAAAUGAGGAGUGGCUCGGUGCGCCGUUGAAGCUCCUAUAGGAGACUUCCCGGCUUUCGCUAAAUGAGCCUGAUCAACAAAUUCAAACGAGUGUUUUUUCUGCAGGUGACAAAAAACGCAAAAAAAAUAGGUACGACUCUCCUUCCCUCCGACGAGCCUUCAAGAAUAGUGUAAAUGUAAAAGGGAAAAAUCUGAUGGUUAACGCUUUUCCUUGCGUCACAGCUGAAUUGAAGGAAACUCGUUUGUGAACGGAUGCUCUGAAAGGAUACGUUAAUAUGGCUAUUGGUAGAUUACCCGAAAUGGCACGAGUCAGGUGCGCAGCAUAAAUUGUAGAUAAUCCUACAGAUCAAUGUAUGAUUAUUUGUCAGCACGAAUCAUUGAUCGUUACGUUGAUCGAUCUAAGCUUGACUGCAUUUGUGUGGACAAACGCCUUGCAACAUUACGACGUCAGUUGCCUGCCGUUACUGGACAUCGUCUCCGGUCCUCCUCAACGACAUCUGCGGUAUCGUCGCCGUCCCUGUUGUUACUGUCACGCCAUCGAGCCACAUGAGAGGGGAGUGAGAAGAACAAUACCACGGCCCAGAACGACAAUAACGUUUGCGAGCCAAACCCACCAUCGUCUCCUCAAUGGAGCGGAAUUCAUAGCAGGCGAUGCUCCCAGCACCGUUACUGGUGUUUAUGAUUACCGCGCUGCAACCCAACUGGACAGCGUGAUUGUCGUAAUGCGACAAGUCCUCGAUAUGCAAUGUUCUCAGCCGGUAGUAGUCGCUAUAACACUGGUGAUGUGAGCAGAACACCACAGUGACUUCCGAUCGCAGCGAGACAGCGCGCGGAAGGCUCCGGCGCUGACGACGUAUUUGGCGGUUUACCUCCAGAAUUUCUACGACAAGCUACAAGCCAGCCACAGCGUAAUAAACGACCCACGAAAGUGCUUAUGGUAUCAUCGAACUGCCGAAGCUGAAAAACAGGACAGAAGAUCCGAUUUGAUGCGGACCAACCGACUGAACUGUCUGUGUGCUUUCUCGCCUGUUUCUGACUUCGACAGACUCUUCCAUAUAUACUAUCUCCAUAUAGAACGCUGAACUUAUGUAGACGUCAGAGGGUACAGGCCAGUGUUGCGCAUCCCAGCUCUUGAUUGGUGUUGCUCCGGAGCUUCGUCCCUCGGCAUGAAGUUGGCCGGCUUGCUUGCGUGCGGCGUCACUCUAGUGGCGAGCGACGGCAAAGCGCCAGGACCACACGGGCAACGGCGGCGUGGACGAAGAAGAAAAGAAGAUGAGGCGAUUUUCACGCGCGAUUUACAGAAGGAUGAACGCGCGUCGGAACGGUCGGAUACAUAUAGUGGCUCUGCAUCGCUAACUUUCCUUUUUGUCGUUAUUCUGAUGUGCCCCCGCUUUUGCUACUAACGGUUGCGCUUGAGUGGCGUUCCAAAAGCAUUUUCCCUUCCCGAGGAUUCGGUCACAGUCCCGUUUCAUGCACUGGGUGUCGUUUUUCCUCCGGCCGUGCCGUGCCAAACCCCAUCCUCUGGAAGUUCGGCGCGCUGACCGAUGACCCUUAGACCGAGCGAACUACAUUUUGAGCGUACUUCUUAAAAACCUAGUUUCCUGCAGCAAACUAACUAUGUGCCCCUACGAGUUACUUUCAUAUAAUACAUAGCUAGGCGAAUGAGAGCCGCGAGUCGCGUUUGCCUCUGCGUUAUGGUGAUGGCUGUGUAAUCGGCUGACCUCUUCCGGCGCCUGACACAAUCUGAUCUCAGACGACGAAUCUCAACAAAAAUACCAGCUACAAUGAAGAUAAGUUUAGGUGAUCUACCUCGCGUGCGGUGGCUACAGGUAGCUCAGUAUUGUUUGGGAGUAUUUACGUUAUGGCUGGCUACAAGCGGACACCUUGUGACUGUUUUGGCCGCCGAAGGGAUCACGUCUGAAAUGAAUCACCCGGUUAGAACAGUUCGCAUAAACCGUGGCGCUGCCGAGGAUCAAGGAGUACGGUUCGCGCACGAUAGUGCGAGUAACUUCAGCCAACUUCUAGUCGAUGAAGUCAACGAGCAACUUAUUGUCGCUGGGCGAGACUUUCUCUUUCGGCUGAAUUUGGACAAUCUAAGCCGACUGGACGUCGAACGAUGGGCUUCACCGACUGAUACUGUAUCCCUAUGCAUCACAAAGGGCCAAUCGUCAGAUGACUGUCGAAAUUACAUUACCUCGCUAUAUAGUCACAACGGGACGCUUUUUACCUGUGGAACAAAUGCAUUUGCCCCACUUUGCCGCCGUUAUUCGCUCGUCGACUUUUCAAACGUUAUCGAAGAGGAAUCCGGCAAAGUAAAGUCACCACACUCGCCGGGGGUCAACAGUACCUCGGUCAUGACGGCUAAUGGCGACCUGUUUGUCGGGUCCCGCAUCGACUUUGGCGGCAACGAUCCGACAAUUCUGAGAUCCGGCGCUCGACCGCUUCUCCGUACGCCACAGUACGCGCAAGAGUACCUCAGCAAUCCGCAGUUUAUCGCCUCGUUUGAGGUAGGUCCAUUCGUUUAUUUGUUCUUUCGAGAGGACGCUGUUGAAUACCUCAGUUGUGGCCGUGCUGUUUACUCUCGUGUAGCUCGCGUUUGCAAAGAUGACCCCGGCAGCGACAAACAUAGCUGGACAACGUUUUUGAAGGCGCGUCUCAACUGUUCGCUGCCAGGCAGUAUACCAUUCUAUUUCAAUGAGCUACAGAGCGUCGACUAUCUGCCUGAACGGGAGACGUUCUUCGCUGCAUUCACUACCGGAGAAAACAGCAUCUACGGUUCGGCUGUUUGUACCUAUACGCUGGACGACAUCGAGACGGCAUUUCGUGGCCCGUUAACGGGUAACUUCGAUCGCUGGCAGAAAGGGAAAAUAGCCAGCACCCGCUUUCAGUGUCAGUGGUCAGACGCGAACAAGGGACCUGAUGGUCUCACCCAUGACGACGUCAUUGAUCUGAGAAAAUACCAGCAGACGUUCAAUGCUGUGCAGGCGUCACGCGCUCGACCUCUAUAUCAUGCUGAACUUGAGCGUAUCAUACAGCUUCAGGCUGACGAAGUUCAGAUGAAGGCGUCUUCUUCUAAACAGCAGAAUAGGGCAGGACAUGUCGGAGCUGAUAUUCUCUCUGUACAAGUCGUGUUUGCCGUCACCCUUGAAGGAACCAUCAAGAAAGUCGUGUUCAAUCCGCUGCGAAACUCAAGCUGUGUUGUAGAGUAUUUCCGUCCAUUCUCCGACAGCGAGAAACUCAAUCAACUGCAUCUGCACAAGCGACGUCAUGCCUUAUACGCGGCGACGGAUGUCAGCGUACUGAAGAUACCCCUUAGCUUAUGCAAAUCGUACAAAACACGAUUGGCCUGUCUGGGCACAGGCGAUCCGUACUGCGGAUGGAAUAAUCGCGAAGGACGUUGCAGUUCUGCGCCUGACGGCAACAUCGAUGACCCAAAAUGGGAACAAGCCCGUGCUUGUGCUGCCGAUGACCGAGUUGUGGAUGGAGGAUGGAGUCAGUGGAGUAGUUGGAGAACGUGUGGCCUGCUCGCGCUCGACGGCGACGAAUGCUUCUGUCGUCAGCGGAGGUGCGACUCCCCAGAAGCAUUGAACGGCGGUGCAGACUGCCAAGGGGAGGAUCUUCAAGUAGCGAACUGCACCCGCCAUGGUGGAUGGACAGAUUGGAGUGCGUGGUCUGCCUGCAGUGCGCCUUGUGGACCAGGUUACCAACACCGUACCAGAUCCUGCACCAACCCGCGACCAGUCUUCGGAGGACGUACGUGCAUUGGACAGUCUCGCGAGGAGCGUGGCUGUCCAGGCAAUCCGGUUUGUCACCCAUCGGGUGGUCAAGGCCAGCUAUCUCCAGCUGUGAGCGGCAUCACUCAUUGGAGCGAAUGGGGUGUUUGGUCUCCAUGCAGCGUGAAAUGCGGCGGCGGUUACCAGAUCCGUCAACGUGAGUGUACCUUAACAGGCGCACGGGAUUGCGAACUUGGAUGUACGAAGGAGUAUCGAGCUUGUAAUACACACGAAUGUGCUGAGGUACGCAGCGCCGCCGAAUGGACUCAGUGGCUCAUUACGAACCAGACAGGGAAGGGCCACUUCGAGCAGCGGUUCCGCUAUCAGUGUGUCGCAAGGGUACCUCAUUCUUCGAUUCUCCGACUGGUCGCCACGAAAAAAGAGAGGCUCUGCAGCGACGUGAGUGUUUGCCACGACUCGAGGUACGCUGCGGCAGCGGCGGCGAUGUCACCCAACGGCACAUGGAGUGAAUGGUCGCCUUGGGCUGAAUGCACGGUGACAUGCGGUGGAGGAAUCCAACGUCGCGAGCGAUUCUGUAUCGGGGGCAGCUUUGAUGUUGGGGGAGUUGAUUGUCAAGGUCAGUCGAUCGAGGAGCGUCAGUGCGCAGUCCAUUCCUGUCCGACCGAGGGUUGGUCAGAAUGGACCGAUUGGUCCGAAUGCGACCACCGGGGGGAACAACAUCGAAAAAGGCAUUGUAUCGCGAAAGACGAAUAUCGACGCCGCUGCCUCGGCGGAGUUCACACAAGAGAAUCUCGUAUCUGUUUGCACGAAGGCGUUUCGUUGGCCGCCGUCAGUGCCGUACAGUGUGGUGGAACUAGCGCUCUAGCCGUCACGGGGGCGGCGAUCGUUGCCUACAUGGUCGGAUUAAUCACGAUGAUUCUGGCAGUCCGCAUCUACAACCAGCGUCAUUGCGAGAAUGCCAUGCUAAACGCAACACCCCUAUCAACCAGCCUUCAGCACAUCCCUGUGCCGAAACGGCUCGGCUCUCUACCCCUUGUGCCUGUAGAAAAUAACACUUAUGUGCCCACCUUGACCUUCAAGGGCCCGGGUCAAUUUAGCACGUUACAGCAUCCUGCAACGGCCGUAAAAGCGGCCACAAUCAAACGGAGCAACACCUUUCGAGCCCAGAUUAGUGACGAUCAUAAUUUCUAAAGCUGUUCGGAGACGUAUUUGGUGAUAAACACAUAUUGACUGCACAGUAGCGACGCGAGACCGAAGCAAAUAGGAAAACGCA
This is a messenger RNA of Varroa destructor (honeybee mite), 6354 nucleotides long. RefSeq names its product semaphorin-5A-like. Gene Ontology annotation, molecular function: chemorepellent activity; semaphorin receptor binding. NCBI's taxonomy places the organism in Eukaryota, Metazoa, Arthropoda, Arachnida, Mesostigmata, Varroidae. Gene Ontology annotation, cellular component: plasma membrane. The record is from RefSeq and is a predicted model, not a curated record. Gene Ontology annotation, biological process: semaphorin-plexin signaling pathway; positive regulation of cell migration; axon guidance.